CAGUAAUUAUACAACAUUGGCAAAUGUAUUUGAAUGUAUCAUAGGUGCUGAAGUUCGUUCAGAACCCUUCGCGUGGCUAUGAUUCUAUAAGGAUAUAAAUGAUGUGCAACGCUGAACAGAUGAGAGUUGCAGGCUCAUGUCUAUCAGAGUAGAGAGGGGGGAUUAUAGAAAGUGAAUCUCAUUCUAGUUAUGUGAGACACACUGGCGCGCUUCUCGCACAACCAGGACCACGUGUUGAUCUCAAACAGUUUGAGACCAACCCAAAUGAACUCUUUGAAUACUAGGCCAAGGAUGAAAAUCUAUUUUUUCACAUUACGUUUUUUUGUGGGGGCGGUAGAAUGAACUAAGAGGCAACUAGAAUUAACUUUGAUCGCUUUUGUUAUAAUUUUUAAUUUGCAAAAAGUGUACAUUAUUUUUCAUGCAAGGAGAGGUACCGGAUCCGGUCAAAUAGGUUCCGGAACAAAACAGUCCAAAACGGAGAGGUACAGGAUCCGGCUCAAAUUAAGCACUGUCUAUUUAGUAAUUACAGAGCGCGCUUCCAAAACUCGGGCUCUUCCAACUGUAGGCAACGCGAUUUAAAACAAUCCACAGCCUUAAAAAAUAAGAAACUAAAGAUCCUCUGUGGCCAAAUCAUGCUUUCUGGUGUAGUAGCCUAUUCUGAGGGAUUGUAUUUAUUUCUGUAUAAACAGGAGUAAGCUAAUUAGGCAAUAUAUUUUUGGCAAUUUAAUUAAAUUUACUUUAGGGGAAGCUUAGCCUUAUGGACACGCCGCCUAAUGCCUUUUAAUGUGGCAGAAACACAACCAGUCAUGAUGUUUUCAUCUGAUUGUCUAACAAUCAUUGCGCUUCUGUAGGCUACCCGCGCACAUUCUUCACUCACAAAAUCAUUUCAGCAUACAAACUCCAACAGUGCACUGUGUACCCGCAAUUUAAUGGAUGGAAACAGACAUCUGUUAUAAAACACCUACGUGUAUUCUAAUGACAUUCUGCGAUUAUAGCUUGAAUUGAUGCAUCCACUGUUGUCCACGCGCGCCUCGGUCUCCGCUACUCAUCUCCGCGCGCCUCAGUCUAAGGCUAAAUCCAACACUGUCUGUAGGUACGUGAUAAGAGCCUAUUGUAGUGGCAAAGCAUCAAACAACAUAUAUAGUAUAGGUGUACAUCUGUGAAUUGUGAUGAUUAGGGUAUAUUCGUUAUAAACCCUCUUCCUGAUUGUGUGCGUCUGUGUGGCUGCACGCGCCACAGUGUACAAAGAGUGUUCUGACGUGUGGCAGGGGGGUCAGAAAGAAGAUUGAUAGGCUGUCUACUUGCCUAGUGUAAGACAAAUUCUGAACAACGUCGUCUCCACCAGGAUUGACACGUGACUAACAUAUCAACAGUGUAGCCCUGGUCAUUGUUUUAAUUCCGCAGAUAAUAAAUGCUAUAUUUUCAGGUGAGGGAGAAGUGUGAUGUAUUGACACGGUGUUUAGGUCUGGGGUCGUGUUUCAGGCGCGUUGCUAUUGGCUGAUUCUGUGAUGCGCGCCGUUGACUGGCUGUGGGGGAAGAGACUGCGCUCACAAAAUAAACUGCCAGCCACAUCACAUGCACUUUUCUGUCUGAGGCGCGUUGAGUGGACAUCGGACCUACUGGGAAAGUUGUGAACCGUUUUGGAUUAAUUGUUCUAUUAGAGGAGUCAAUUAUUGACCAAUGAUAAAGUAAUCCAUUUGGAAUUCAGACAGACACGAUAAGAGCAAUGUUGUGUCUGCAGGACUCUGAAGACUGUCUGGUGAACCAGAUGCAGUACAUGAGGUCCCUGCAGGACCUGAAGCACAUGAGCCGACCGCUCAGCGAUCCCUCCGGCCGCUCCUAUGCCAUGACCCGUGCCUGCCAGCAGAAGACUCAGCAGCGGGAGCGCAUGACACGCCUCCGUAGGCCCAUCUCUGAGGCCAGCACUUACGACUCAGCUUGCUGCCUGGCCAGCCCCAUGGAGGAGGAGCAGGAAGGGCAAAAGCGGCUAAUGCAGGGCUCCCCCAGCAGUGACAAGAGUCUGGAGUUUGACUCGGGCUACUCUGAGGCGUCCUGGCAGGACGAGGAUGUGGUGCUCAGGAGGACCAGGAACGUACGGGUGUCUAACUCCGCCUGCCUCCGCACCAACCGGGGAGUGGGUCCCGCCGGCCGGAUCCGGCCCAAAUCCACUUCUGACGCUUGUCUGGAGCGCUGGACGUCAUUUGAGGCGAGCAGCGACCCGGAAGACUGGACCACAUCACUGCUGAGCCGCAGCAGGAACAGACAGCCCCUGGUGCUGGGGGACAACAGCUUUGCUGACCUCAUUAAGAACUGGAUGGACCUGCCAGAGUGUCCUGAGCCAGCAGAACUCAAGCCCCAAUUAGGCCGGCGCCUGGCCAAGGACCUCCUGGUCAACAUGAGGAGGAAGCUGGCAGGGAUGUCUAAGAGCGUGGAGAUGAGGGCCAGACCAGCAGACAGCACCAGGGUCAGUAGGGCCGCGGUGGCCCCCAAACGCAUGUCCUGCCCCGUGGGCUUCCAGCCACGCAAACCCUUCUUUCACCAGUCCCACACAGGCCUGCACCAACUGGGAACAGACUUCUACCAGUUCACUGCUCUCAUGAAGACAGGCAGCCGACAACCUAUCAUAUGCAAUGACAUCAUCGGAUACGUCUGAUUGGAGUGAUGUCACAACUACGGAUUCUUACCACAGAUUUACAUAAUGUUAUUUAAAUUUUUUAUAUGUGCUUUAUGUUUAAAUAAUGUUGAAAUUGUUACAAUAAAAACAUUUUUCUGUUGAAAAUA
Messenger RNA from Salvelinus fontinalis (brook trout), 2781 nucleotides. Its product is annotated as PAK4-inhibitor inka2-like. The record is from RefSeq and is a predicted model, not a curated record. Gene Ontology annotation, cellular component: nucleus. Gene Ontology annotation, molecular function: protein kinase binding; protein serine/threonine kinase inhibitor activity. Bases 1727 to 2653 code for a protein of 308 amino acids. The transcript has 3 exons. Lineage: Eukaryota; Metazoa; Chordata; Actinopteri; Salmoniformes; Salmonidae.